Messenger RNA from Coregonus sp. 'balchen', 22439 nucleotides. The record is from the annotation of a GenBank genome assembly. NCBI's taxonomy places the organism in Eukaryota, Metazoa, Chordata, Actinopteri, Salmoniformes, Salmonidae.
AUGUGGAGUAUGCAGAAUGUAAAAAAUCCUAACUCCAGCCAGCCCAUUGCUCAUCUCUAGUGCAUGUGGGGUGGUUGGUGCGGCGGUGGUACACUCUUAGAAAAAAGGGUUCCAAAAGGCUUCUUUGCGGAGGAUACAGGUUCUACCAAGAACCAUUUUCAUCUGAAGAACCCUUUUUGGAAGAUGAGGGUUCAUUGUAAGGCAAAGGGUUCUACCUAGAACCUUUAACAUCCUAAGAACCGUUUUUGGAAAAAAAUAUUUUUUGAUGAUUCUUUGGAAGGCAAGAAAGGUUCUACAUAGAACCCUUCUGAAUCACAGCAAAUUAGCCAGUGAGAGAGUAAAACAUUCCCAGAUUUUUUAUGAUUGUUUUUAUUAACUUUGUUUUCCCAUUUACAUUAAUUGAUUGAUUAAUCUGAUGCUACAUAAAGAUAAAUAAUAUAAAUGUUUCUAAACUAAUCCAAUCAGUUAAAAUUAGAUUUGUUGAACCUGUUACUGAAAUGGUUGUUCCAGUUUAGAUGGUUUAGGUCAGGGAUACUCAACUCUUACCCUAUGAGGUCCGGAGCCUGCUGGUUGUCUGUUCUACCUGAUAAUGAAUUGCACACACCUGGUAUCCCAGGUAUAAAUCAGUCCCUGAUUAGAGGGGAACAAUGAAGAAAUGCAGUGGAACUGGCUCCGAGGUCCAGAGGUGAGUUUGAGGAGUUUAGGUAGUCUCCUGUACCAAUGCUCCGAACCCUGGCGGUCAUUCUGAAUGCAGGUUGUGGGUGAAUAAAAAUUCCAACUGUUGGAUAUCAUAACUCUGGCUGAAUUCCAAUAGGAAUUAUACAUCACUUUGCAAGCUAGCAUAAUAUGACUUGCAGGCCUGAUGUGACCUGUAAACCAGGAGUUUUCUAACACCUCUGUGUUAGGGUAAAACUAGGCUAUCAAAGUAAGGCCUUGUGAUAUAUAUAAUUGUCAUAAAGAGUUUAAUUUUAAAGGCUAAUAAGGCUCUAGGAAGGAACCUUCAAAGAUAAAAUGAUUUUCAGUAGAACCAUUCAUAUAGGGUUCUAGGUAGAAUGAAGAAACAUACAUAGAUGAUUCUAAGUAUAACCCUCGGCAAAGGGUUCGACCUAGCACCAAAAAGGGUUCCCCUAUGGGGACAAACCGAAGGUUCUACUUAGCACCUUUUUUUAUGAAAGUGUAGUGAGUGUGUGUUUGUGUGUGUGUGUGUGUGUGUGUGUGUGUGCAGGGGCAGACUUUUUUAACCAGCUCUUUUUAACCAGCUCAUGAUUAAGACAAAUACAACAUGUAAAAGCACCACUGGAGAUACAACUCAACUCAACACUAUAACAGUGCCUCUGUUGCCUCCCUGUUGUGCAGCCUGUCUCUGCAUCUUCACUGCUGUCACUCUGUCUCUGUCUGUCUGUCACUCUGUCUCUGUCUGUCACUCUGUCUGUCUGUCACUCUGUCUCUGUCUGUCUUUCACUCUGUCUGUCUGUCUGUCACUCUGUCUCUGUCUGUCUGUCUGUCUGUCUGUCUGUCUGUCUGUCUGUCUGUCUGUCUGUCUGUCUGUCUGUCUGUCUGUCUGUCUGUCUGUCUGUCUGUCAAUCUGUAUCUGUCUGUCUGUCUGUCAGUCACUCUGUCUGUCUGCCUGUCUUUCACUCUGUCUGUCUGUCUGUCUGUCACUCUGUCUGUCUGCCUGUCUGUCUGUCUGUCACUCUGUCUGCCAGUCCUGCUAUUACAUAUAGAGCCAACAUAUUAGGGACUUGCAGUACAUCUGUGUCUCUCUGUUUUAUUCUUACAUUCACUGCACUCACCCCUGAGCUAUCUCUGCAAAGCCUAGCAUCCUUUCCCACAGCACCGGUACCAGAAGACCAGGGGACCACACUGCCUGUGCUGGGCCCCUCAACAUCCUAGGGUAAAACUGUAUUUUAAGGGUCCAUAUUAAUCAAUCAUUUAUAAGGCAUUUACAAACCGUUAAUAAUUAAUAAUUACUCCCACAUUUGUAAAUGUUAGUAAGCUAGUUAUUAUUAGUCGCAUGUACAGUGCCUUGCAAAAGUCUUCAUACCCCUUGGAUUUCUUCUAUUGUGUUACAAAGUGGGAUUAAAAUGGAUUUAAUUGUAAUUUUUUGGUCAACAAUCUACACAAAGUACUCUAAUUAAGAAUUUCCAAAAAAAAAAAAAAUGAUUUAUAGAAAAUUAAAUCACUCAAAUAUAGUCAUUGCAUAAGUAUUCAGGUCCCUGGGUCAAUACAUGUUAGAAACACCAUUGGCAGUGAUUACAGCUGUGAGUCUUCAUGGGUAAGUCUCUAAGAGCUUUGCACACCAGGAUUGUGCAAUAUUAGCCCAUUAUUCUUUUCAUAAUUCUUCAAGCUCUGUCAAGAUGCUGGGGAUCAUGGCUAGACAGCAAUUUUAAAGUAUUGCCAUAGAUUUUCAAGCAGAUUUAUUCUUCUUGGUAAGCAACUCCAGUGUAUAUUUGGCUUUGAUUUGCCCCAAACAUAAGGCUUUGCAUUUCGGCCAAAAAGUGUAUUCCUUUGCCAUGUUUUUUUUUUUUUGCAGUAUUACUUUAGUGCCUUGUUACAUACAAGAUGCAUGUUUUGGAAUAUUUUUUAUUCUAUAUAUUUGUAUUCUUCUUUUCACUCUGUCAUUUAAGUCAUUAUUGUGGAGUCACUACAAUGUUGUUGAUCCAUCCUCAGCUUUUCUCCCAUCACAGCUAUUAAGCUCUGUAACUGUUUUAAAAUCACCAAUGGCCUCAUGGUAACAUCCCUGAGCAGUUUCAUUCCUGUCCUGCAGCUCAGUUAAGAAGGAUGACUGUAUAUUUGAUGUGUCUGGGUGGUUUAAUACAUAAUCUACAACAACGACCCUAAGCACACAGCCAAGACAACGCAGGAGUGGCUUCGGGACAAGUCUCUGAAUUUCCUUGAGUGGCCUAGCCAGAGCCGGGACUUGAACCCGAUCUAACAUCUCUGGAAGAGACCUGAAAAUAGCUGUGCUGCGACGCUCCCCAACCAACCUGACAGCGCUUGAGAGGAUCUGCAGAGAAGAAUGGGAGAAACUCCCCAAAUACAGGUGUGCCAAGCUUGUAGCGUCAUACCCAAGAAGACUCGAGGCUGUAAUCGCUGCCAAAGGUCCUUCAACAAAGUACUGAAUAAAUGGUCUGAAUACUUAUGUAAAUGUAUUAUUUCAGUUGUUGUUGUUUUUUUUAUAAAUUGGCAAAAAUGUCUAAAAACCUGUUUUUUCUUUGUCAUUAUGGGGUAUUGUGUGUAGAUUGAUGAGGGGGAAAAAAACAAUUUAAUCAAUUUUAGAAUAAAGCUGUAACAUAACAAAAUGUGGAAAAAGUCAAGAGGUCUGAAUACUUUCCGAAGGCACUGUAGAUACUUUUUCUUCCACUUUGACAUUACAGAGUAUUUUGAGUAGAUUGUUGACUAAAAAUUGCAAUUAAAUACAUUUUAAUCCCACUUUGUAACUCAAGGGAUAUGAAUAAUUUUGCAAGGCACUGUAUAUAUAUAUUUCCUUAAACAUCCUGGAUUGUGUGCUUGUUCUUUUGCCAGAUACUGCAGGAAUGGCAUGCCUAUCUUUUUAUGAGAAAUUACACUGGUCACUCAAAACAUGUAUAAAGUAUUUAUAAAGUAUAAAUAGAACUCACUUUAGAUUAAGGACUACAAAACGACUUUAGUAAUGAUUAAUACAUGCCUUAUACAUGGUUUAUUAAUGACCCUUAAAAUAAAGUGUUACCCAUCCUAGUUGUGAAUGAAUAAACACUUUUAUUAGACAAAAAAGAAAAUCACUGAAUAAAUGCCUAAUAGAUGACCAUUGGAUUAUAUAAUAUCUUAUAACAGCCUAACUACAUACAGUGAUCUCCAUAUGUAUUGGGACAGUGACACAUUUUUUGUUGUUUUGGCUCUGUACUCCAGCACUUUGGAUUUGAAAUUAUACAGAUGCACAAAUAUCAUACCCCAAAGAAAUGCUAACCUCUCACCAUUAAAAUAACGUGAGGUCAGCAUAUUUCUUUCUUUCGUCUGUAACUUUCUCACUCAUCAUUAUUCACGAUUCAUUCAGGAUUAUCCGUAAUCAUGGUAGCAUCCACAUUAAUGUAGAAGUGUUUAGAAACAUAUUAUAUUCUUAUUUACAAUAAAAGUGACUCCAAAAUGACAUAAUACAUCCUUUAUCAUUCAUUUCUAUUGGCCACAAAAUAAUCUGAACACAACCAAAACAAACAGAAAAUGCAUCCAACAAAUUUGUAGAGUCACAAGUUUGAUGUAGUCAUUGCGUGCUCUGAACAUGGGACCAAAGAAGGAGAGCGAGAGACUGCCAGUUCUUUAAUGUUUUGGCUAUAUAAUACAGCCAAUGGCUACAUUAACUACAUUAAGGAACUGGCAGUCUCUCUCUCUGCCUCUCUCUCGCUGUUUUCUUCUAUUGAAUUCAUUAUACACCAUGUGUGUUUUUCAUAGAAUGAUACCAGGACUAGUUUAUGUGGAAGCGGAUAGAUUUCCAGUGUUGUGCUUCGUUUGACAGUGCUGCACGCGAAUGCAUAUCUUUCUGCCAAGAAGUGAUGAGUUUUCAGUGUACGAAAUAAGCGGGAUAUAGGCUGGACUUUUCAGCCUUCAGUGGUGGUUGCUAUGUAAUGUAAUCUGCCCCUAGUGCUGGUCUGGAGCCUGAUGUCACAAACUCUGCUGGUCGGCUACUGCGUAGCAACCUAGCGGUGCCAAAAGCCCUGGUCUGCCCUAGAAAGCUUAUGUAAAUUACGAUCGCCAGAACGGCCAAACAAAAACAUUUUAAAUGGCCGUUUUGGCCGCUAAAAUUAAUUUAUUAUGAUCAAGUUCAAUCCCGCGGUGAAUUAUUUUAAAGUUACCUACCAAUCGAGAUAUUUAAUUAAUUUGUGAUCCAUUCUGACUACCUCAUUUAUCAUAAAUGACUAAAAUGUAAAUGUAAAUGUAAUAACGCAGAACCACAUGCUGAUACAGACCAAUCACGGGCUGGCAGGCUAAUAGGAGGCUCGCACUCUCAUGCCAUAGACAUUAAGGUUGACUCACUCAGGCAGGAUGAAAACUACUACAUCGACCAUGAUCCUUUGUUAGUUACGGCCACUUUCACCAUGAUCCCUAGGGAUUUUUUGGGGCCAUUCAGCCCCAUUCAGCAAUAUGGCACGCUUCAAAUUCUAAUUCUUCUGGAGUUUUCCAUAGGAAUACGUGGAUGACGUCAGCGCUAUGACUAUCUACUGGUUUUAAUGUCUAUGCACCAGAGGUACUCAUUACGACAGCUCAUAAACCACUCGCUGGGCUGAAGAGACUGAGAUUCAGAAGAGAAUAAACAUUGACAAAGCAAUUAAAAUAGACACAGACAGUCCCCAAAUGUACCUUUAUUGUAAUACAUGAUGACUUGUGUUUAAUAAAAAGCUCUGUGUAAAUGUCUAGUAGAUGGCUAUUGCCUUACCUAUGUGUUAUAAAAGCCAAUCUAAGGACAUGUUAGGCUAUAUUGCAGGUAACCUAGGGUCUAAAUGUUCCCCCGAAUCCCCCCUUCCCUAAUUAGCCUACUAUAGUAGGUAUGAAAUAUAUACUGAACAAAAAUAUAAACGCAACAUACAAAAAUGUCAAUGUUUCUGAGUUACAGUUCAUAGAAGGCAAUCAGUCAAUUGAAAUAAAUAAAUGUGGCCCUAAUCUAUGGAUUUCACAUGACUGGACAGGGGCACAGCCAUGGGUGGGCCUGGGAGGACAUAGGCCCACCCACUGGGGAGCAAGGCCCAGCCAAUCAGAAUUAGUUUUUCCCAACAAACAGGCUUUAUUACAGACAGACAUACUCCUCAGUUUCAUCAGCUGUCCGGGUGGCUGGUCUCAGACGAUCCCACAGGUGAAGAAGCCGGAUGUGGAGGUCCUGGGCUGGCGUGGUUACACUUGGUCUGUGGUUGUGGGGCCGGUUGGACGUACUGCCAAAUUCUCUAAAUCGACGUUGGAGGCAGCUUAUGGUAGAGAAAUGAACAUUAAAUUCUCUUGUAACAACUCUGGUGGACAUUCCUGCAGUCAGCAUGCCUAUUGCACACUCCCCCAAAACUUGAGACAUCUGUGGCAUUGUGUUGUGUGACAAAACUGCACAUUUUAGAAUGGCCUUUUAUUGUCCCCAGCACAAGCAUCUGUGUAAUGAUCAUGCUGUUUAAUCAGCUUCUUGAUAUGCCACACAUGACAGGUGGAUGGAUUAUCUUGGCAAAGGAGAAAUGCUCACUAACAGGGAUGUAAACAAAUGUGUGCACAACAGUUUAGAGAAAUCUUUUUGCGCAUAUGGAACAUUUCUGGUAUAUUUUAUUUCACCUCAUGAAACACAGGACCAACACUUUACAUGUUGUGUUUAUAUUUUUGUUCAGUAUAUUUCAUACAAUAUACAGCCAAAAUAUUAGGCAUAACUGGCAGCAGUAGGCUACAUGAUCUGUGUCAGUGUGCGUGAGUGUCUUUGUCCAUUUUCUUCCUACCUCGACCGCACCACAGCAGCUGAUCUGUAAUUUCUCACAGAUACAGACCACACUCGGACCAGCAGAAGCAGAACGUUUAGCAAAUAAAUCGGUUAAUUUCACACAUUUAUUAGCGUUGGCCUCAAGAAUCCUUUUUUUGGUCUCUCUACCUUUCCAUUUUUCUGUUCUGACUGAGUGACUGACAGAGAGUCAGAGCGGGUUUCACUCCCUUUGAUGAUGCACGUUUGACUUUGAAUGUAAGUUUGCGCCACCUCAGUUCAGCCAAUCAGAAAACCGGACCAGCACAUCUUGGUAGGGGGACCAGCCGUUGUCACUGGUCAGCCAAAUGCUUAAUAUAGAUUAUUCUGAGAAAUUAUUCUGAGAAAUUGUCCGGAGGAAGCAUGACUCGACCUUCACCUCUCCCGAGCCUGUUGGGGAGUUGCGGCGAUGAGACAAGCUCGUAAUCACGAAAUUGGGGUGAAAAAAGGGGUUAAAAAAAAUAUACACUACCGGUCAAACGUUUUAGAACACCUAUUCAUUCAAGGGUUUUUCUUUAUUUUUACUAUUUUCUACAUUGUAGAAUAAUAGUGAAGACAUCAAAACUAUGAAAUAACACAUAUGGAAUCAUGUAGUAACUCAAAAAGUGUUAAACAAAUCAAAAUAUAUUUUAUAUUUGAGAUUCUUCAAAUAGCCACCCUUUCCCUUGAUGACAGCUUUGCACACUCUUUGCAUUUUCUCAACCAGCUUCACCUGGAAUGCUUUUACAACAGUCUUGAAGCAGUUCCCACAUAUGCUGAGCACUUGUCUGCUGCUUUUCCUUCAUUCUGCGGUCCGACUCAUCCCAAACCAUCUCAAUUUGGUUGAGGUCAGGGGAUUGUGGAGGCCAGGUCAUCUGAUGCAGCACUCCAUCACUCUACGUCUUGGUCAAAUAGCCCUUACACAGCCUGGAGGUGUGUUUUGGGUCAUUGUCCUGUUGAAAAACAAAUGAUAGUCCCACUAAGGCCAAACCAGAUGGGAUGGCGUAUCGCUGCAGAAUGCUGUGGUAGCCAUGGAUGUUAAGUGUGCCUUGAAUUCUAAAUAAAUCACAGACAGUGUCACCAGCAAAGCACCCCCACACCAUAACACCUCCUCCUCCAUGCUUUACGGUGGGAAAUACACAUGCAGAUAUCAUCCGUUCACCUACACCGCGUCUCACAAAGACACGGCGGUUGGAACCAAAAAUCUCCAAUUUGGACUCCACCGGUCUAAUGUCCAUUGCUCGUGUUUCUUGGCCCAACCAAGUCUCUUCUUCUUAUUGGUGUCCUUUAGUAGUGGUUUCUUUGCAGCAAUUUGACCAUGAAGGCCUGAUUCACACAGUCUCCUCUGAACAGUUGAUUUUGAGAUGUGUCUGUUACCUGAAAUCUGUGAAGCAUUUAUUUGGGCUGCAAUUUCUAAGGCUGAUAACUCUAAUUAACUUAUUCUCUGCAGCAGAGGUAACUCUGGGUCUUCCAUUCCUGCGGCGGUCCUCAUGAGAGCCAGUUUCAUCAUAGCACUUGAUGGUUUUUGCGACUGCAAUUGAAGAAACUUUCGAAGUUCUUGAAAUGUUCCAUAUUGACUAACCUUCAUGUCUUAAAGUAAUGAUGGACUGUUGUUUCUCUUUUCUUAUUUGAGCUGUUCUUGCCAUAAUAUGGACUUGGUCUUUUACCAAAUAGGGCUAACUUCUGUAUACCCCCCUACCUUGUCACAACACAACUGAUUGGCUCAAACAAAUUAACUUUUAAGACGGCACAUCUGUUAAUUGAAAUGCAUUCCAGGUGGCUACCUCAUGACGCUGGUUGAGAGAAUGCCAAGAGUGUGAAAAGCUGUCAUCAACGCAAAGGGUGGCAACUUUGAAGAAUCUCAAAUGUGAAAUAUAUUUUGAUUUGUUUAACACUCUACAAUGUAGAAAAUAGUAAAAAUAUAGAAAAACCCUUGAAUGAGUAGGUGUGUCCAAACUUUUGACUGGUACUGUAUAUACACAGUACCAGUCAAAGGUUUGGACACACCUACAUCAAAACUAUGAAAUAAAUCAAAUAAUAUUUAUAUUUCAGAUUCUUCAAAACAGCCACCCUUUGCCUUGAUGACAGCUUUGCAUACUCUUUGUUACAUUACAGCCUUAUUCUAAAAUUGAUUAAAUAUAUUUUUUCCUCAUCAACCUACACACAAUACCCCAUAAUGACAAAGUGAAAACAUGUUUUUAGAAAUGUAUGCACAUUUAUUAAAAAUAAAAAACAGAAAUACCUUAUUUACAUAAGUAUUCAGACUAGGUGACUACCUCAUGAAGCUGGUUGAGAGAAUGCCAAGAGUGUGCAAAGCUGUAAUCAAAGCAAAGGGUGGCUAUUUGAAGAAUCUCAAAUAUAAAAUAUAUUUUAAUUUAGUAAAGAAAAACCCUUGAAUGAGUAGGUGUUCUAAAACUUUUUAAAACAGGCCCAUGGGCCAUGUUAUUAUUAAAUGUUCUAUAUCAUUUUUAUUUUGUAUUUUUUUUUUAAUCAAUUUCGACCAUACCACCCCUUCUGGCAUUUGCCAGAAUUGCCAGACGGCCAGUCCGCCAAUGUGUGUGUGUGUAUGUAUGUGUGCGGGGGGGAGAUUUUGACUCCUCUCAGUGACAGCAGAUCAAUGGUAGAUGAGAGGGCAGAGGGAGAGAUAGAAAUGAAUUGAUUGUCACAAAUAAAACUCCAAUUAAGCAAAUGAAUAGCCUGUCUGAGAGAGAGAGAGAGAGAGAGAGAGAGAGAGAGAGAGAGAGAGAGAGAGAGAGAGAGAGAGAGAGAGAGAGAGAGAGAGAGAGAGAGAGAGAGAGAGAGAGAGAGAGAGAGAGAGAGAGAGAGAGAGAGAGAGAGAGGUAUCCUCAUAUUACUCUUCUGGGAGAGAGAGCAAUGUCAGCCAUGGGAUGGUGGACAGGCAGGGAAGGCCACAUCCUCCAGCCACACACACACACACACACACACACACACACGCUCUCACUCGAUCACUCAAUCUUUAUCUCUCUAGGAGGAGGAUAGCUUUUAAAGGAUAAAUGUGAGUAUAAGUGAACUGUAGAUCAAGGAUCAGACCAUUGCAGCUGCCAGCUCAUUGAUCCAAAGCUUCCUAACGAUGAAAAUAGAUCUUAAUUGUAACAGUCAUUGACAGAUCAGAAGUCAAUUCCACCUGACACCCUAACCCUCUAGCAUUUGAUAAGUGAGUAUGAACCUACUCUCUUCUUGCUGUAUCGAACAUGCUCUGGCUUUCCAAUCAAUGCAUGUGCUUCCCAAAUGGCACCCUCUUCCAUAUAUAGUGCACUCCUCAUGACCAGAGCUCUAUAGGCCCUGGUCAAAAGACCCUGGAAUAGUAGUGCAAUACACAGGGAGUAGAGUACCAAAAUUGGGACAGAGCCUGCUUCUCUCUGUAUGCACUUACAGUAGAUUGGCUACUUCUGCGCUCCUCUUUCCUAAAUGGUUAAGAUGCUUUUUGCUCAUAGACCCACCAAAUUAAGUUAAAGUAUUAUUAAUGUUUCAACAUCCCCUAGAGAAGGCACAUGUUCUUGCUCUUCUCUCUCUUCUUCUUUCAUCUCACAUUUUCCUUAGCUUCCUCUCUCUCCUGCUAUGUCUCGUAAUCCAAUUAUUUUCCUGGUAAAUUGCCUGCCUGUAUCAUACAUAUGUAUACAAGAUUUUACCUGAAUAAUCACUCCAUCUUUAUCCUUUCCCCUCCCAAAACAUAAGCUUGACAAAUAAAUGGAAGAAAGAUAGAGAGAGAGAGAGAGAGAGAGAGAGAGAGAGAGAGAGAGAGAGAGAGAGAGAGAGAGAGAGAGAGAGAGAGAGAGAGAGAGAGAGAGAGAGAGAGAGUGAGAGAGAGAGAGAGAUAAUCUUGUGUAAAAUCAUCUUAGCUGUGAAAAGUUACUGACAUAUAUCAUGCUGGUAUGCCAAAUAACACAGAUGCAUUACUUCAAUGGACCACCUGUCACUUAGAGGUGAACUGAGUUUGGUGAGUAAGAUUAUUGGGUUGAUUUGAAGCACUUGUACAGUGUGAAGACAUCAUCUAUUUCUGUCAGAGAAGUGGAAAAGAUUGCUUCACUAUGAUUAUUAUCUGAGGGAGUCAGAGGGAUGGCUAUAUUUGUCAGCUUUUCAGGUGUAGGCCUACAGUACUUAGGUAUUUUAAUGGUACUGUGGAAUUACUUUGUGUAUUUACAGUACCUUCAGAAAGUAUUCAUACCCCUUGACUUAUUCCACAUUUUGUUGUGUUCCAGCCUGAAUUCAAAACCCAUCUACACACAAUACCCCAUAAUGACACAUUUUUUGGGGGAAAUGAAAUACAGAAAUAUCUCAUUCACAUAAGUAUUCAUACCCCUGAGUCAAUACUUUGUAGAAGCCCCUUUGGCAGCGAUUACAGCUGUGAGUCUUUCUGGUUAAGUCUCUAAGAUCUUUCCAAACCUGGAUUGUGCAACACUUGCCCAUUAUUCUUUUCAAAAUUCAAAUUGGUUGUUGAUCAUUGCUAGACAACCAUUAUCAGGUCUUUCCAUAGAUUUUAAAGUAGAUUUAAGUCAAAACUGUAACUCUGCCACUUAGGAACAUUCACUGUCUUCUUGGUAAGCAACUCCAGUGUAGAUCUGGCCGUGUGUUCUUCUAGGAUUUUGACUGUGCUUAGCUCCAUUCCAUUUCUUUUUUUCCGGAAAACCUCCCCAGUCCUUAAGGAUUACAAGCAUACCCAUAACAUGAUGCAGCCACCACUAUGCUUUGAAAAUAUGGAGUGGUACACAGUAAUGUGUUGUGUUGGAUUUGCCCCAAACAUAAUCCGUUGUUUCUUUCCUCUCCGGCAACUGAGUUAGGAAGGACGCCCGAUCUUUGUAGUUACUGGGUGUAUUGGUACACCACCCAAAGUGUAAUUAAAGGGAUAUUCAAUAUCAGUCUUUUUUUUACCCAACUACCAAUAGGUGCUGUUCUUUGCGAGGCAUUGGAAAACCUCCCUGGUCUUUGUGGUUGAAUCUGUGUUUGAAAAAAAAUCUGUGUUUGACAAAAACUCUCAAUUAAAUCCAUUUUAAAUUCAGGCUGUAACACAACAACAUUUGGAAAAGGUCAAGAGGUGUGAAUACUUUCCGAAGGCACUGUAUGUAGCUAAUGCGGCUUUAUGUACCUUCACUGUUCUGGAUUUUCCGGUCUGUGUGCAUUUCUGGAAGUAUGAAUUAUUUAUUUUAUUUAUUCUGCAUAGUCCUUUCAGCAACAACUAGCAUUGAUUUUCAAGGAAUCCUAUGGAGCUAUACCCUCCCUUUCCUGCUGUGUUUGAAGCAACAUUGCUGACUCCAUACAUUCAACCCUAAUCCCUGACCUCACUGUGUGAUCUCCUGGCGUGUGGCUAAUUUGCUAAAACAUCGUCUGCUCCUCGUGUGAGAGGAACCAUUUCACCCUUUACCAACCCCUACCCAGUGUGUCUUUGAUUUAUAAUAUGCACCAUAUAUUUAGUUUACCAACCUCGGUGCAGUGUUCUUACUAGGGCUGUGGUGGUCAUGAAAUUUCGCCAGCCGGUGAUUGUCAAGCAAAUAACUGCCAGUCUCACGGUAAUUGCCAUUAAUUAACAUAAACACAUUUAGCAUCUCCUGGCUUCCACACAUAGCCUGCAAUCAACUGAUGCAGACCAUUGGAACGUCUACAUUUAAAAAAGUCUAAUACAUGUAAUAUAGCCUACACCUUCACAAUAAAUCCAUUAUUUAUUUUAGACAUGUCUAAAGAAACAUGAUAUGAAGAAAAUGUAGUCUAUUUCAGAAGAACAGAAUAGCAUACUCUGAGUUGUCCUUAUGUUAGGUCCUGAUCUGGCUAUGCCAUAUGGCUGUGGGCUACACUAGUUCAUUUAGCAGACAAGAUUUGCUUAGAAUUCUGUGGCAAAACAAAGCUAAUUAAAAUAGAAAGGAUAUUUUCUCCAAACAAUUUGAGGGAGUGCGCACAUGUGGCUAUUCUCUGUUGAGCGGUUAACAAAGAAACAGGUACUCCUAUAUGCUUAAUUUAGAGUUAUUAAUGAGAGCUAUAUGUUUUGAUUUUUUAUACAUUCUUAGGCUGUAUGAUGCGACUCUAAUGAUGAUUUGAAAAAAAGUUGCAUAAAAGGCAUGAGAUCUGCUUAGUUUUUUGCGCAUGCUGUACACACUUCAUCAGUCUCUCAUUCACAAUUUGACAAGUACUUGAUCAUUUCCCGGUGGCAUCGCCUUUCCCGGUGGCAUCGUAAUGCCCCCUAAAAAAAUCCAUGCCUUUUGCGGCCAGUGGCCGUUGUGCCCUUGGGCUGAAUAUAAUAAUUUUUAAUACUCUGAAGCACCUCUCACUCACAUGGCUCUCCGUCAUGUGAUCGGGUCUUUCUCACAGGCUACAAGUGAAGACAGACACAUUGGGGGUGCAACUGUGCACAUCCUUAUCCAAUUCCGAGGCGCAUAUUGAAGAUAUUGGAAGAACUGUCCACAUUUACUUUUCGUCAGCCAACAAGAUGAAUAGGCCUAACGAACAGCAAAAACACUAGCCUAUGUCAAUCUACUAUCCCCCAUAGUACAAAAGUUGACCUAUUCUGUGCAAGAAAUCAAUAUUCUCUGACAUAGUCUGGGACAGUCGUGGGAUGCGAUAGAUCCCAAAUUAAUACAACCACUAGCAUCAAAAACACUUUUUUUAUGCAAUGAGGCUGACGCAACAGAUCAGAACGUUUAGCUUAAAAUGUUGAUAAACUAUUAGGCUAUUUCUUCACAUUAUAAGCGCUGUCACACCCUGGCUCUGGGGACUCUUGUAUGUUGAACCAGGGUGUUAGUUUCUUUGUGUAGUGUCUAUGUUUUCGUUUUCUAUGUUCUGUUCUAGGUUAUGUGUUUCUAUGUUGGCCGGGGUGGUUCUCAAUCAGAGGCAAUGAGAAUCAGCUGUUGCUUGUUGUCUCUGAUUGGGAACCAUACUUAGGCAGCCUGUUGUGUACUUGUGUUUUGUGGGAUCUUGUUCCGUGUAUGGUUUGUGUAUGUACCCAAGGACUUCACGUAUCGUUUUGUUGUUUUUGUUCGUGUGGUGAAUAUAAUAAAAGUAUGUUCGCAUUCCACACUGCGCAUUGGUCCACUCCUUUCAACGAUCGUGACAAGCGCAGCAAUGAGCAUAAGGCAGUAGGCUAUAAGCGCAAAUGUUCCAUUAGCGGGAAAACUCUAUUUUCAAAAGUGACCGCAAAUGUGCUUAUGCAUGUAAUGCUUUUAUUGUAAAGGUGCGUUUUUAUGGUGAAAAUUAUCUUCCCCAAACUUGAAACUCACGCGUUGCUUAUGUAUGCCAGUUAGGCUCUACACCCGUUGUAAAACGGAUUAAUGUGCUCAAUUUUAAGAAGUUAUUUGGCCACUUUAGUUGUGAUACAAACCUCUGUAGCUCAGCUGGUAGAGCACGGCACUUGUAACGCCAAGGUAGUGGGUUCGAUCCCCGGGACCACCCAUACACAAAAAAAAUUGUUUUAUGCACGCAUGACUGUAAGUCGCUUUGGAUAAAAGCAUCUGCUAAAUGGCAUAUUAUUAUUAUUAUUAUUAUCAAUACAUAUAGGCCUAUGGGCUAGGCUACAUGAGGUGUGGGACUAUGAUUUUAAAAAGUUGCAAAAAAAGGUAUGCAUUGUUUAUAAUAAUAUAAUAAUAAUAAUACAUUUUUGUUAAAAAAUUAAAAUUGUUUCUUGCCUUAUGCGGGGCAUUGUUCACAAGUGAUAAUAUAUCAUUCACAAGUGCAAGGCUAAUAUUGUCACCCAUCAGACUAUUCUUGAUUUAAUCUUGUCUUUACAUAUACUAAAUAAUAUGUGUGAAAUUUGUUUUGAUUUAGAAUGGACCAUUAUCAUGCACCUGUCUCAAAUGGGGGCAGGGCGAAAAAAUUAAUGUAAUCUAUGCACUUAAAUAGCAAAUGGAGGACACUUUUCCCAUGGUUCAUUUUCAUGCCAGCCAGGUAGGCUAUACUCCUGUUGUAAAGACAAGCAAUGUGCUUAAUAUUAGGAAAAUUGAGAUAUAAAUAUAGUAGGCCUAGCCUAUAGAAACCUCCUCUUUUUAAUAGAAGCCAUCACUCUGUUUUCUCACUCAAUUGCAUAGCCUAUAGAAAUGUUGCGCAACAUGAGCUCAUUGGCUGUCAUGAAGUGUUUGAUUCGAUUUUCGAUCACAUUUGCAUUGAUGUCAGAGUGAGGGACAAUAGAGUGCUGAAAACCAGGCAAUUAGCAAGUUUGGUAGGCUACUAAUGACCAUCAGCAGCAUCAUAGCUUGGAGAAGCCUAAUUACCAUGACUAAACGGUCAUGUGCAAUUUGACUGCCUUCAUGACUCGUGACCGCCGGUGUGGCAGUAAUACGGUCCCCUUAACAGCCCUAGUCCUUACCAACCUCUACCUAGUGUGUGUCUUUGAUUCAAGAUAGUCACUUUUGAUGGACAAAUGUAGCUUCAAUCUCUCUGUAAGGGUGAAUGUCCUGGACUGACUCCAGAUAUAAAAUAAGCACUGUAGCACUCUUCCUCACUGAUGCAUUCAGAUGGGGUACUCUGUCUGCUCUAUACUUCAACCUCUUUCUGUUUCGGGAUACAGCUUCAGCUGCUGAAAUGGGAAUGACAAGUCCAGGUUACCACAUGGAUAUUGUAGCUGCUGUGAGGUGUAAGCAGGGGUAAGGCGGUCCAGUACAGUGUCCAAAAAUAUAUAUUCAAUAAAUAUUGGGGGUACGCCGUACUGGUAAAACAUGAGCCUAUCACAAUAAUGGAAACAAAAUGUCAAGAAAGCUGUAGGCUAAUACAUCACUUUUUAUCAUUACCACAUGUCAGAAGCAUGAAAAAUGUGCGAAUGGACUUGAAAAUGGGUGGUAUAGCCUACACUCCAAAAUGUGGUUUGAUGAGAUCACUAAGCGUACCCUAAAGUAAAUUGAAUUAAAUUGCCAAAAUAAUAUAACCUAAUUAGCCAACUCCUGCUAUACACAAAUAAAUAAAAUCAUUCAAAAUUGGCUACUACACCAAAAAGCAUGAUUUGGCCACAGAGGAUCAUUAGCUUAUUUAGCUUGUUUUAAAUCGCAUUGUAUCUAUCAUGAAAUAAUUCUUUAAUAUUGUGUAUAAACAUACAGUGAACUGUCACCUCUCCUCCCGUUGCUCCCCUCCGGCGCUCUGAUUCGCCGGUCUACUGAGCCACCGGUCUGAGCGCACCACCUCGGCAACACCGGAAUGGAAACCCAACGCACCCUAAUCACAUCCAGCGCACCUGCACAUCAUCAUCUCAUCACCACCCCUAUAUAGCCCUGGACUGUUUAGUGUCUUGUCGUGUACUCGCGCAUUGUUGUUCUCGUGCUCAGUGUUAAAUAAACCUUUACAUUGUUGAUUCCUGCGUCUGCGUCCUGCCUCUUCGUAUCCUCAGUACUCGUCACAUGAACAUACAGUACCAGUCAAAAGUUUGGGCACACCUACUCAUUCAUGGGUUUUUCUUUAUUUUUACUAUUUUCUACAUUGUAGAAUAAUAGUGAAGACAUCAAAACUAUGAAAGAACACAAAUGGAAUCAUGUAGUAACCAAAAAAGUGUUAAACAAAUCAAAAUAUAUUUUAUAUUUGAGAUUCUUCAAAUAGCCACCCUUUUCCUUAAUGACAGCUUUGCACACUCUUGACAUUCUCUCAACCAGCUUCACCUGGAAUGCUUUUCCAACAGUCUUGAAGGAGUUCUCCCAUAUGCUUAGCACUUGUUGGCUGCUUUUCCAUCACUCUGCUGUCCGACUCAUCCCAAACCAUCUCAACUGGGUUGAGGUCGGGGGAUUGUGGAGGGCAGGUCAUCUGAUGCAGCACACCAUCACUCUCCUUGGUCAAAUAGCCCUUACACAGCCUGGAGGUGUGUUUUGGGUCAUUGUCCUAUUGAAAAACAAAUGAUAGUCCCACUAAGCCCAAACCAGAUGGGAUGGCGUAUCACUGCAGAAUGUUGUGGUAGUCAUGCUGGUUAAGUGUUCCUUGAAUUCUAAAUAAAUCACAGACAGUGUCACCAGCAAAGCACCCCCACACCAUAACAGGUCCUCCUCCAUGCUUUACGGUGGGAAAUACACAUGCAGAGAUCAUCUGUUCACCCACACUGCGUCUCACAAAGACCCGGCGGUUGGAACCAAAAAUCUCCAAUUUGGACUCCAGACCAAAGGACACAUUUCCACCGGUCUAAUGUCCAUUGCUCGUGUUUCUUGGACCAAGCAGGUCUCUUCUUCUUAUUGGUGUCCUUUAGUAGUGGUCUCUUUGUAGUAGUGGAUUUGUCUCCUAGUGUCUGUUGGAAAGCAGACUGAACCAGGUUUUCCAGGAUUUUGCCUAUGCUUAGCUCUACUCCCUUCCUUUUCUACCCAUAACAUGAUGCAGCCACCACCAUGCUUGAAAAUAUGAAGAGUGGUAUUCAGUGAUGUGUUGGAUUUGCCCCAAACAUAAUGCUUUGUAUUCAGGACAAAAAGUUAAUGUCUUUGCCGUAUUCUCUGCAUUAUUACUUUAGUGCCUUAUUAUAAACAGGAUGCAUGUUUUGGAAUAUUUUCUAUUCUGUACAGGCAUCCUUCUUUCCACUCUGUCAUUUAGGUUAGUAUUGUGGAGUAACUACAAUGUUGUUGAUCCAUCCACAGAUAAUUGUAUGUGUGGUGUACAGAGACGGGGUGGUCAUUCAAAAAUCAUGGUAAACACCAUUAUUGCAGAAAGAGUUAAUUCAUGCAAUUUAUUAUCUGACUUGUUAAGCAAAUUCUUCAGCUUUUUUCAGGUUGACAUUUUUUAUUAAUUUGUAAACAUUUCUAAAAACAUAAUUCCACUUUGACAUUAUGGGGUAUUGUGUGUAGAUCAGUGACACAAAAUAUAAAUGGAAUACAUUUUACAUUCAGGCUGUAACACAACAACAUUUGGAAAAAGUCCAGGGGUCUGAAUACUUCCUGAAGGCACUGUACAUCCAAUGUAGCCUGGAUAUUGUAGCUGCUGUGAGGUGUAUGAUUUAGCUGACCUCUAAAGCUCCAAUUUGGAGUUCAGGCUUCUUGCUGGUGUGAUGACCAUGGAGCCAAAAUAAUGUAAUAACCGCAAUGUUCACCACACACACACACACACACACACAUACACACACACACACACACACACACACACACACACACACACACACACACACACACACACACACACACACACACACACACACCAAGACCAUGGAGCCUCUGCAUAACACCAUGCUGACAGAGCUGUGAUGAUUAGGUUUAAUAAUGCUGUGUAAUUCAGUGUUAGUCUGAGAGAUUGCCACACAUGGAGAUACCUGACAUCACUGCUGACAUGGCUGUCAGAGAAGGUUAACCUCUGCAUGCAUUUGUUACAUGUACAUUCAUUACAUAGCCUACAUGUAUAAUGUAUUAUUGUAAUUGUGCUAAAACCUCCAUGACACGUAACAAAAUACACUGGAAUUACAGUACACCUACGUAUAAAAUGACUGUGUCUUUCUAUGGAAAUUAUGUUUAAAUAGGUUUUUAGACACUUACUGACUUUCUUGGUGAUACUAUUAUAUCAUUAUUAUCUCGCAGUCAUAUGACCUAUCUUUGAUUUAGAUUAUGUGAGUUCACUGCCCCCCCCUCCUCCUCAGACACACACACACAUAGCGACCCACCCAGGGGACCCCAGCAACUGUUAAGAAUCCACCAGCAACUCGUUAUCAGAUCAAUAGCCAUUCAUCAACAUCUGUCUUUUAAUUAAUUCAGCCAGCGCUCAAUAUACUUCCAGUCAUUUCACCCCAAUCAAUUCACCUUAAAACCAGCCCUCUGAGGCCCCCUUGGCCCCAUGUUAAUGAAAGAGAUGGAGAAAUACAUACAUUCAUUGAAUGAGUGUCUGCGUUCCAAAUGGCACCCUAUCCCCUAUAUAGUUCACUACUUUUGACCAUAGCCCUAUGGCCAAACCCUAUGGGCCCUGGUCAAAAGUAAUGCACUAUACAGUGGGGGAAAAAAGUAUUUAGUUAGCCACCAAUUGUGCAAGUUCUCCCACUUAAAAAGAUGAGAGAGGCCUGUAAUUUUCAUCAUAGGUACACAUCAACUAUGACAGACAAAAUGAGAAUUUUUUUCUCCAGAAAAUCACAUUGUAGGAUUUUUUAUGAAUUUAUUUGCAAAUUAUGGUGGAAAAUAAGUAUUUGGUCAAUAACAAAAGUUUCUCAAAACUUUGUUAUAUACCCUUUGUUGGCAAUGACACAGGUCAAACGUUUUCUGUAAGUCUUCACAAGGUUUUCACACACUGUUGCUGGUAUUUUGGCCCAUUCCUCCAUGCAGAUCUCCUCUAGAGCAGUGAUGUUUUGGGGCUGUCGCUGGGCAACACGGACUUUCAACUCCCUCCAAAGAUUUUCUAUGGGGUUGAGAUCUGGAGACUGGCUAGGCCACUCCAGGACCUUGAAAUGCUUCUUACGAAGCCACUCCUUCGUUGCCCGGGCGGUGCGUUUGGGAUCAUUGUCAUGCUAAAAGACCCAGCCACGUUUCAUCUUCAAUGCCCUUGCUGAUGGAAGGAGGUUUUCACUCAAAAUCUCACGAUACAUGGCCCCAUUCAUUUUUUCCUUUACACGGAUCAGUCGUCCUGGUCCUUUUGCAGAAAAACAGCCCCAAAGCAUGAUGUUUCCACCCCCAUGCUUCACAGUAGGUAUGGUGUUCUUUGGAUGCAACUCAGCAUUCUUUGUCCUCCAAACACGACGAGUUGAGUUUUUACCAAAAAGUUAUAUUUUGGUUUCAUCUGACCAUAUGACAUUCUCCCAAUCCUCUUCUGGAUCAUCCAAAUGCACUCUAGCAAACUUCAGACGGGCCUGGACAUGUACUUGUUUAAGCAGGGGGACACGUCUGGCACUGCAGGAUUUGAGUCCCUGGCGGCUUGUGUGUUACUGAUGGUAGGCUUUGUUACUUUGGUCCCAGCUCUCUGCAGGUCAUUCACUAGGUCCCCCCGUGUGGUUCUGGGAUUUUUGCUCACCGUUCUUGUGAUCAUUUUGACCCCACGUGGUGAGAUCUUGCGUGGAGCCCCAGAUCGAGGGAGAUUAUCAGUGGUCUUGUAUGUCUUCCAUUUCCUAAUAAUUGCUCCCACAGUUGAUUUCUUCAAACCAAGCUGCUUACCUAUUGCAGAUUCAGUCUUCCCAGCCUGGUGCAGGUCUACAAUUUUGUUUCUGGUGUCCUUUGACAGCUCUUUGGUCUUGGCCAUAGUGGAGUUUGGAGUGUGACUGUUUGAGGUUGUGGACAGGUGUCUUUUAUACUGAUAACAAGUUCAAACAGGUGCCAUUAAUACAGGUAACGAGUGGAGGACAGAGGAGCCUCUUAAAGAAUAAGUUACAGGUCUGUGAGAGCCAGAAAUCUUGCUUGUUUGUAGGUGACCAAAUACUUAUUUUCCACCAUAAUUUGCAAAUAAAUUCAUAAAAAAUCCUACAAUGUGAUUUUCUGGAAUUUUUUUCUCAAUUUGUCUGUCAUAGUUGACGUGUACCUAUGAUGAAAAUUACAGGCCUCUCUCAUCUUUUUAAGUGGGAGAACUUGCACAAUUGGUGGCUGACUAAAUACUUUUUUCCCCCACUGUAUAGGAGAUAGGGUGCCAUUUGGAAUGCAGACAUAGAUACAUUAAUGUGUGUAUUGAGUACUGUAUUAGGAGUCUGAGACAAAUGGCAACAUGAGGUUGUUUUUGGGAUUAGUGAUUGAUAGCAAAUGAGCAGAGUUUUUGCACAAACCUGUCCGUUCUACGUCGCCGGUUUGUUCCGACAGAAUUAGAGGAGACAAAAAUCAUUCUUGCAUGACUAUUUACGCUGACGUCUGACUGUGGGGGGUGUUGCUCUCUUUUUUGAGUUUUGGUUUUGCUUGUUUGCUGGUUUGUUUAUCCAUUAGGAGAAGAGCUUAUAGCUGUAUUGCGAUGUGUCUCUGUUGGGGGGAGCUUGUGUUGGUGUUAUAACCCUUUAAGAAAAGCUGUAGAUCUAAACAUCUAACAGUCACCUUCUGGGGAGUGUGGCAGAGUGUGUGUAUGUGACAGUGCUUCACAGUCUAUGUGUGUGGCAGUGACAUGAUUGAUGAGACAUGAAGGGAGAACAAGGGAAGAUGUCUAGUCAAUCAACUCUGUGAAUAACCACUUACUAGACUGUGGAUUAAAGCUGUGUCGCCUGUCUGAACAAACCAAAACUCCCGUCCAUUAUCUUCACAUGUAAAAUCUGCUUCACUGUGUAAAGCAACAUCCACAACAAAUUAAGUCAUUAUAAAAAUAGAUGCUUUGUGUCUGGUUGGAAUCGAGGGAUGAAGAAAAGCCAUCCAAGUAAUCUAACAACCUGCAUAGUGUCUGAGAUGAGAAUGAUAAUCAAUAGUCCUUGACACUAACUCUCUUCCCUCCCUCUCUCUUUCUCGCUCUCUCCCCUCUCUCUCUCCUCAGGUGCAGGGACUGGAGAAGCAGGUGGCCAAGGGCUACCCGGGACUAGACCUGGGUCCGGCACGCUCAGUGAUGAAGACCUUACCGUAUGGCAUGGGAGAGGGAGCUGUCGGCACCGGCGGAGGGGCCACGGGAGGAGUCAAACCCCCCUACCAAACCACCUCCCGCGUCUUCUCCACCGGCAUGGACGGGGUUGGCAACCCGCCCAUGAAGCCUCCUCUGAAAACCCCCACCUACAGCUUCUUUAACCCCUACGACUGGGCUCGUAAUCAGUCGCUCCUCCACGACCAGACAGGCUACCGCAACAAACGCAAACCCUCGCUUAAGACGGCCCAGAAGACCAAGAAGAUAUUCGGCUGGGGGGAUUUCUACUUCAACGUGAAGACCAUGAAGUUCAGCCUCUUGGUCACGGGGAAGAUCGUGGACCACAUCAACGGCACAUUCACCGUCUACUUCCGCCACAACUCGUCCAGUCUCGGUAACGUCUCUGUCAGUAUUGUCCCUCCCACCAAGGUGGUGGAGUUUGAAGUGUUGCAGCACCACCAACCAGGCCUCCACGCACAGCUCCACCCAGAGCUCACCCAGAUCACCCAACAACAGACCCCGCACCAGUCCACCAUCGACCCCAAAGAGAUAAAGACCUUCAACUGCCGGGUGGAGUACGAGAAGACCAACCGCUCCAAGAAGCCCAAGCCCUGCCUCUACGACCCCUCCCAGACCUGCUUCUCAGAGCACACUCAGUCCCAUGCCGCCUGGCUCUGCGCCAAACCAUUUAAAGUAAUCUGCAUCUUCAUCUCCUUCUUCAGUAUCGAUUAUAAGCUCGUGCAGAAAGUGUGUCCGGACUACAACUUCCAGAGUGAUCAUCCUUACCUUGGAUAAGAGAGGAGGGAUGAGGAGAGGGGAGGGGAAAGAGUCUUAAGUGCGUUUGAGGGGAUCAGUUUGAGAAAGGGUCCAAACGCAGAAUCGCUAAUAUUGAUCAGAGAAUGUGUAGUUAUUUGGGAUGCAAGGUGAUUUGUAGAUCAGUGAUCCCGUGCAGUCCGACUCCAAUGUAUUGUUGUCGAUCUCAAACACACACAAUGACAGGACUGAUGACCACGGGGAUAGUCUUUUUCUGCUCUCAACCUCCUGUUGGAUUGUGGAUACUAUAAAUGAGAAGUACGGCUAGUUGGCAUCAUGGAUGAUAUACAUUAUCUGGCAGAUUUUUCAAAAUGACCUAAAAACCUUUGUAUUAGUUUACUUUAAUUUCUAUGUAAAUAAUGUUUAAAAAAUCUAUACAGCUCUGCUCUUUAGACAUUGGUUAUCAGUGUUAAAUAAUUUCUGUCUGUUGGAGAAAUCGAUUUAAACUUUCAAAACAAGCUGGGAUGUAUGGAUGUUUGAUUUUGAUGAUUUCAUAUUCUCUCUGAUGAUCUGAAUGUGUCAUGCUGUCCCUAUUAUACUAUAAUGCAGUACAAUCUUGGAACCCAGAAUCUUGGAACCCGGAACCAAAUCUUGCGUGCAUAACAGUUUGCCACAAGAGACUAGUCGUUGUAUGGCAUUAUAGGUUGUAGAAGACUGUUAUCAUGUUUUCAGUCAUAUUUUUCAAAUCUGGAUUCAAGAGAAUAUAUAGUCUUGGAGUUAUAUGUAUGAGAAAUGCUAUGCUGGGUAUGCAUACAAUAUAUGAACAAAGCACAUUAAAAUGAGCUUUAACUGUUUUUUUCAGGUCAUUGAAUAA